UAGACGUUUAGCGCCUCUUUUUCUCUCGACUCUCAAGUCUUGCCCUAGCUUAGAAUUGAAGGACGCACGGCUUCAGGCUUCUUGCACAUCGAUUGAAUCAAGAGGUUUUGAGCCGAGGCAGGGGAUUAGGGUGAUGGCUGAAGAAGUUCAAAUGCAAGAAGUUGAGAAAGGUCCAAGGAAGAGAAAAAUAGGACACAAAAAGGGUAAGGGGAAGAAGAAAAUGAAAGUGAACCAGGGAAGUGGACAGAAGGUUAAAAUGGAUGGAAAAAUGAAAAAACUUUUCCGAAAAAAGGCUAGAGAUUAUAAUUCGGAUGAUAGUGAUGAUGCUAAUGAUGUCAAUGAAGAGGAGCCUUCCCCUCCAAUGAAGUUUGAAGAAAAGCAGUCGCAUGAUGAAAAUGAGGAGGCUGAUGAAAAAUCUGCAGAGGAAGAAGCAGACGUGGAAGAAGAUAUGGGCAAUGACGAUAUUUCUGAUGAUGAAGAGGGGAUAAUCGAACAUGGGAUUAUGAAAUUUUCUGAAGGAUCCACAUCUUUCAAAAAAGCCUUUAAGAAAAUAAUAAAGAGGAGUGGAUCAGAUGAUGUCCUGGGUCCUGUAUUAUCUGCUUACAAGAAGCUUGUGGUAAAAAAGCUUGCCGAAGAAGCUGAUGAAAGAAAAGUCAAAGGGGAUGCAAAAAAGGAAAAAACCUUGUUAGGAGAGAAAGGACAUGUCAAGCCUGAUUCUUUCUCAGUCUCGCACGAAAAACUACUCAUUGGAGUUGCUACAAAGGGAGUCGUCAAGUUAUUUAAUGCUGUUAACAAGGCCCAAAGUUCGCAGAAAGGUUUAAAUCCAUCAAGGUUGAAAGAUGCUAAAGUGAUUCAGAAGCGGAGGAAAGAAGCCUUCUUUUCAGAGUUGGGCAAAACCCCAUCUGGGUCGAAUGCUAUGGUUGCAAGUGGGGGCGAUGGAGAAGGUCCUGCUUGGGCUCCUUUACGCGAUAACUAUAUGUUGACGACUGCAAAGUUAAAGGACUGGGAUAAGGCAGCUGAUGCAACUGACGAUUUUGGAAGACAAGAAGAUAGUUCAUCAGACGACGAUGAUUAGAUCAUGUAAACGUCAAAGUUUUAUGAGUACUAUCUGUGUAAGUUUUGCUGCUUAUAUUCAAGUGAGAUGAUUUUGUUUCUAGGGUUUUGAAGAAAUUUGUAAGCAAAUUGUAUUCUA
This is a messenger RNA of Cynara cardunculus var. scolymus (artichoke), 1192 nucleotides long. RefSeq names its product RRP15-like protein. Gene Ontology annotation, cellular component: preribosome, large subunit precursor. The transcript is spliced from 9 exons. The record is from RefSeq and is a predicted model, not a curated record. The coding region runs from base 134 to 1075 and encodes 313 amino acids. Gene Ontology annotation, biological process: maturation of 5.8S rRNA; maturation of LSU-rRNA. NCBI's taxonomy places the organism in Eukaryota, Viridiplantae, Streptophyta, Magnoliopsida, Asterales, Asteraceae.